Molecule: messenger RNA, 3037 nt
Organism: Meriones unguiculatus (Mongolian gerbil)
Lineage: Eukaryota; Metazoa; Chordata; Mammalia; Rodentia; Muridae
Gene: Gpatch3
Product: G-patch domain containing 3
Exons: 8
Coding region: 1177-2757 (526 amino acids)
Biological process (GO): negative regulation of type I interferon production; negative regulation of RIG-I signaling pathway; positive regulation of DNA-templated transcription
Molecular function (GO): nucleic acid binding
Source: RefSeq, a predicted model, not a curated record
GAAGCUAAUCCAAAGCUUGAUUGGCGGGGACAAGAAGGUCAGCUAAACUUUUAUGAGGCAAAGAACUGGAAUUUGGAAUCUGUCUGGUCUCCUCACGGGUAAACAAGGCGCACUCAUGACUCUUACGAAACUGAAGGGCCUAAUUUGGGGCAGAUCUGCAGUUGUUAUGAGUUCAAGAAUGCAACCACCACCUGCUGCUUUUGAAGAAGAUCUGGUUUGGGGUUCCAGAACCACCUGGCAGCUCACAACUGUCAGCUCCGGUUUCAGAGGAUCCAGCGCCCUCUUAUGGCAUCCCUGAGCACUGCACACAGGUGUUGCACUUACAGCAAUCACAGUAUCUGUACUGUUUGUGGGGGACACAGAAAUCGUGGAGGGAGGUGGCCCGCUGCUGGCACUAGGACUUUCAUUUAAUAACCUCUGGCUCCUGGGAAUACGCUUCUCCAUCCAUGCACGUACCUGUUUUUAUUCUGUUCUUUUGUUGUUGUUAAAUUUAUGUGUAUGAGUUUUGCCUGCAUGUACGUAGGUGCACUUCCGUGUGUGUCUGGUGCCUCUAGAGGUCAGUGGAGGGUAUCCAAUCCCCUGAAACUGGAGUGAUGGAUGGGUGGCCUGCCUCAAAUGUGGGUGCUGGGAAUCCAACCCGCGUACUCUGUAAGGGCAGUAAGUGCUCUUAAUUGCUGCGCCAUCUCUUCAUCCUUCACACCCUCCCCACAAGUCACAGUCUCUGUACUUAGCCCUGGCUGGUCUAAAAACCCACUAUGUAGACCAAGCUGGUUUUGAACUCGUCUAGGUCCGUUUGUCUCUGCCUCCCAAGCGCUGGGAUUAAAGGCGUGCGCCUCCACGGACCGGCCUCUUCAACUUCUGUUUUAGAUACAGUCUUGUUAUGUUGCACUGGUUGGAUUGAUACUGUACAGUAAACCUUGCAUCAGGCUCCCGCCCCCUCCCAGUACAGCCUCCACAUUGGUUUCUCCUUAGAGCCUCUCGCAUGCUGGGCCCGCUAUCACAGAGCCACAGCCCGGCCCAUCAGACGAGUUUCCAGCACCCGUGGCUCUGGACAGACGGUUUCCGCCCAAGAGCAACUAAAACAUAGCUGGAAGGACCGGACGGUCACAGAUUUCCGCACGCCAGACGCGGUGUUCUCGCGAGAGUUGGCUCCAGGCAGUCAUGUGACAAGCCAAGAUGGCGAUGCCCAGGGAGGCGGACGAAGAGUCGGUGGUUUACCUGGUGGUGAGUGGGAUUCCUCCUGUGUUACGCUCGGCCCAGUUACGGAGCUACUUUAGCCAGUUCCGGGAACAGCGCGGCGGAGGUUUCCUGUGUUUCCACUACCGGCAUCGGCCCGAGAGGGGCCCUCCGCAGGCGAUUCCCGACGCGGCCCGAGCUGCCCCCGACCCUGCUGCCGAGGAUCCGGUUCUCUCCCAGGCUACCGCCCCUGAUGCUCGCACUGUCCCCGCCCGGGACUCUGCUCCGGUCCAGACUCUGCUCCGCACCUGCUGCUGUGUGGUCUCGGUGAGGGGAGUGGCGCAAGCCCAGCGGCUGCUUCGCAUGUACUCGGGCCGCCGGUGGCUGGACUCUCAGGGGACCUGGCUCCCGGGUCGUUGUCACAUCCGCAGGCUUAGGCUACCCACUGAGGCUUCAGAUCUGGGGUCCUUUCCCUUUAAGACCCGGAAGGAACUGCUGAGUCGAAGGGCAGAGAAUGAAGCUUUUACCCUGGCGGACCUGAGGCAGCUCCCCGAGCUGAACCCACCAGUGCUGAUGCCCAAUGGCAACGUGGGCACGCCCCUUCGGGUCUUUUUGGAGUUGAUCCGGGCCUGCCGUCUACCCCCUCGAAUUAUCACCCAGCUGCAGCUCCAGUUCCCCAAGACAGGCUCCUCCCGGCGCUACGGCAAUGUGCCCUUCCGGUACGACGACUCAGAGACUGUGGAGCAGGAAGAGCAUGUGUACACGGCCGACGGGGAGGAAAUCCCCCAGGGUACCUGCCUGGAAGAUCCAGCGGCCAGCCCCUCCGACGAGCCGGACGAUGAAGGGCAGCAGGAAGAGGAAGAGUCUCACUCAGAAGAUGACGAUGACCGUGGCGAGGAGUGGGAGCGGCACGAAGCCCUGCAUGAGGACGUGACCAGGCAGGAGCGGACGAGCGAGCGGCUCUUUGAGGAGGAGAUUGAGCUGAAGUGGGAGAAGGGUGGCUCUGGCCUGGUGUUCUACACCGACGCUCAGUUCUGGCAGGAGGAAGAAGGAGACUUCGAUGAGCAGACAGCUGAUGACUGGGACGUGGACAUGAGUGUCUACUAUGACAGAGAUGGUGGAGACAAGGACGCCCGAGACUCUGUCCAAAUGCGCCUGGAACGGAGACUCCGUGAUGGCCAGGAAGAUGGCUCUGUCAGAGGAUGCCACGUGGGCACCUUUGAGCGCCACACCAAGGGCAUUGGCCGGAAGGUGAUGGAGCGCCAGGGCUGGGCUGAAGGCCAGGGCCUGGGGAGUAGGUGCUCUGGGGUACCUGAGGCCCUAGAUGGUGAUGGCCAGCAUCCUAGAUGCAAGCGUGGAUUGGGGUACCAUGGAGAGAAACUACAGCCAUUUGGGCAACUAAAGAGGCCCCGUGGAACUGGCUUGGGGCUCAUUUCCACAAUCUACGAUGAGCCUCUGCCCCAAGACCAGGGGGAGUCCCUGCUCCGGCGCCAGCCACCCACCAGCAUGAAGUUUCAGACAGAUAUGACUUUUGUGAGGGGCUCCAGCUGUGCCUUAGACAGAUCCUCAGAGCCUGAGUGAGUCUAGGUCCCUGAUCAGGAUGACUCAGCUGCAGGAACACAUCUCUGGGUCUUGCCUUGUGGGCCUCUGAAGCAGCCAAGAGCCCGGAACUGGCAGUCUACGCAGCAGGCUCAAACAAGAAACCUCGAGCGUGCCCACCACUUCUCUACCUCAAAGAUGUCACUAAGAGCCCCUCCUUCUGGGGCGUUCGUGCCUAAAGGCCUUUCCUUGGCCUCCGAACCCUAGGCCUUGUUUGGGCUUGCCUCAGAACCCUGAAGAUCUGGACUGCCUGUGGCACUGG